UAGCCUACACUGUAGUCAGUCGCUCGCUCGCUCGGUACGGUUCGGGUUCGGUCGUGAAGUCUGGCGAUCGCUUGCGGUCGCCGUCGGUUGUGUUGGCUUGCCAUCAAUGAGAAGCGAGACUAGCCGGCGCUGCUGCUGCCGCUGGCGACAAGCGGAUAAGCAGGCAAGGCUGCAAGUGCGAGAAAAGAUGGCCGCCCGCGAUCAGCUCGCAGCUAGUGGAACGUAAGACUCGUGCCGCGCAAGAGCGACCGAACCUAAACUCAUCUGCCCGAGAAAAACCUCAGGCGACCGAAACCUCAUCUCCGUCAUAGUAGCUGUUCAUCUACGUCGGCCUGGCCAUAUUUCGUGCACUGUAUCUGUCUUGCAGUUCAGACUUUAUAGGCAGCGCACUAGCGCCAUCUCGAUCUCGCUGCCGUUGUCUCGCUGAGAACUUCCAGGUCGAGACCAGGCCCCGACAAACGGAGCCAAAUAGCGACCGAGACCAAGAGUUGAUAGCAGCAGGCCCGAGCUGUGCCGAAGCAGCUGGCUGAGCAAGUGCCUCGUCGUCGUCGUCGUCGUCGUCGUCGUCAUUUGUGAAGUGUGAACAACGCAGCCAUGCCGAGCGCAUCGUUCACCUCAUCGCGCAGCUACGUUAGGAGGUCCAGGCGGAAAGGAGCCAACAGGAUCCCGCUACCUUCGAGGACUAGCUCCGCUGAGCCGUGUGAGCUGCCAUGUGUAGCAUCAAAUCAAAUACCGCCAGGUGGAGGACUUGGGAAUGGAGGUAGAGGGUCUUCACCUAGUGUGUCCGGAGUUGCAGCUCCAUCGCCAUCUCCAUCUCAUUCCCACUCAUCGCCCUAUGAUCUACGGCGAAAAAGUCCACCACAUCCAGAUCCAGCACCUGGAACAAGUUCUGCAUUGCCACCAUCCGGUGGAAGUAGCAUCUCUACAGCAAUAGGAUCAUCCUCUCUUCCAGCAAGAAAACGGCCAAGGAGGACAUGCUCAUUGUCAACAGACGGUACCAGUACAAAUACAGCUGCACACUACCUUCAGUAUGAACUGCCCGAUGAAGUUCUGUUGACCAUUUUCAACUAUCUGAUGGAACAAGACCUGUGCAGGGUCUCACAAGUCUGCAAACGAUUCCAAGUGAUAGCGAAUGAUACAGAACUUUGGAAGUCUUUGUAUCAGCAGGUCUACGAAUACGAUUUGCCGCUGUUUAACCCGGCGGCUUGUAAAUUCGAAUUCGUCUCGCCAGACGAAUCUGAUUAUCCAAAUCCGUGGAAGGAGAGCUUCCGGCAGCUGUAUAGAGGUGUACACGUGAGACUCGGCUAUCAGGAAACCAAACAAAAGGGCAGGAGUCUGCCGUGCUUUGGUACAGUUCAAGCUGCACUCGACUACAUCGACGAAUUUCGAAACAACAGUAGUGCUACCGGCGGUAAUAGUGGCAGCAGCUCUUCGUCCAACAGCAACUCUAGCAGUAGUGCAAGUAGUCAAGGUAGCUGUUGUCUUGCAAAUGCGAGCGGUGCUGCCGGUGCUAACGGGACGAGUAACUCUUCUGGAAGCAAUGUUAACAGCGAAGAGCCAGCUCAACAUCUGGUAUUCCUACAUGCAGGUACAUACAGAGGUGAAUUUCUCGUGGUGGAUAGUGACGUAGCGCUAAUUGGCGCAGCAGCAGGCAACGUUGCCGAGUCUGUUGUCCUCGAGCGCGAGAGUGAGUCCACUGUGACGUUCGUUGAAGGCGCAAAACGUGCCUAUGCCGGUCAUCUUACUCUCAAGUUCAGUCCCGAUGCCGCAAGCACAGUCACCCACCACAAACACUACUGCCUCGAGAUUGGUGAAAACUGCAGUCCAACCAUCGACCAUUGUAUCAUCAGAAGUUCGAGCGUGGUCGGAGCAGCGGUCUGUGUAUCCGGUCUCGGUGCCAAUCCUGUAGUGAAGAACUGCGAUAUUUCAGAUUGCGAAAACGUUGGGCUUUAUGUGACUGACUAUGCGCAGGGUACUUACGAGGACAAUGAGAUAUCGCGUAACGCUCUUGCGGGUAUCUGGGUGAAGAAUUUUGCCAAUCCGAUAAUGCGUCGAAACCACAUACACCACGGCCGGGACGUGGGUAUUUUCACCUUUGAUAACGGCCUUGGCUACUUCGAAGCUAAUGACAUUCACAACAAUCGCAUCGCCGGCUUCGAGGUAAAGGCCGGAGCGAACCCCACAGUUGUUCAUUGUGAAAUCCACCAUGGCCAGACAGGCGGCAUCUACGUACACGAGAACGGGAUGGGACAGUUUAUCGACAACAAGAUCCACAGCAAUAAUUUCGCCGGCGUGUGGAUCACCUCCAAUUCUAACCCAACAAUCAGGCGCAACGAAAUCUACAAUGGGCACCAAGGUGGCGUUUAUAUCUUUGGCGAGGGUAGAGGUCUCAUCGAACAUAACGAUAUCUAUGGUAACGCCCUGGCCGGUAUACAAAUCCGAACCAACUCCGAUCCUAUCGUUCGACACAACAAGAUUCACCAUGGUCAGCAUGGUGGUAUUUAUGUGCACGAGAAGGGCCAAGGUCUUAUCGAAGAGAACGAGGUCUUUGCUAAUACAUUGGCUGGUGUUUGGAUAACGACUGGUUCCACGCCGGUUCUCCGACGCAACAGGAUCCAUAGUGGUAAACAAGUUGGUGUUUACUUUUACGAUAAUGGCCAUGGCAAGCUCGAGGACAACGACAUUUUCAACCACUUAUACUCGGGAGUGCAGAUACGGACGGGAAGUAACCCAGUCAUUAGGGGUAACAAAAUAUGGGGAGGACAGAAUGGUGGUGUUUUAGUUUACAAUAGUGGAUUAGGUUUGCUUGAACAGAAUGAAAUUUUUGAUAACGCCAUGGCAGGAGUCUGGAUAAAAACUGAUAGCAACCCGACCCUUAAGCGAAACAAAAUAUUCGACGGUAGAGACGGAGGAAUUUGCAUAUUUAACGGAGGCAAAGGCGUUCUCGAGGAGAAUGAUAUAUUUAGGAACGCUCAAGCCGGAGUGCUCAUAUCGACGCAGUCGCAUCCGGUACUAAGGAGGAAUCGGAUUUUCGAUGGCCUAGCCGCCGGCGUUGAAAUAACGAAUAAUGCUACUGCCACUUUAGAGUUUAAUCAAAUUUUCCACAACAGGUUCGGUGGUCUGUGCUUAGCGAGUGGCGUGCAACCGACUAUUCGAGGUAACAAGAUCUUCGAUAACCAGGAUGCAGUUGAAAAAGCUGUCGGAAACGGACAGUGUUUGUACAAAAUAUCGUCUUAUACGUCAUUCCCAAUGCACGAUUUCUAUCGUUGCCAAACGUGCAACACUACUGAUAGGAAUGCUAUCUGUGUCAAUUGUAUAAAAACGUGUCACGCUGGUCAUGAUGUAGAAUUUAUUCGACACGAUAGAUUUUUCUGUGACUGCGGAGCAGGAACUCUGAGUAAUCAGUGCCAGCUGCAGGGCGAGCCAACGCAAGAUACAGACACUCUCUACGACAGUGCUGCCCCUAUGGAGUCGCAUACGCUUAUGGUUAACUAGGAUCUAACUUAAAGAAAAAAUUUGUGUAUGCCGUCUUAUGAAACACAUCGCGUCUCUGCUACGUUAUUUCUCAAGUUCAGACCUGAAAAAUCUAUCGUGUUGCAGAAUUUUACAAAAAAUCCAGCAAUCCGCACUGUGACAAGACGGUAAACUAUUUAAUACAGAAAAUAGUGAAGCCCGCAUUAAAAAAAUUUAUAGAUUAGUAGGCAAAAAGGUAUAAAUAAAAACGAGAAGACUAUAACAAUGGUUAGCGGUAACCAAUUUCUUUCCACAGAUAAGUUUAAGCAAAUCACAUUCAAAAGAAAAGAAACGAACCAAGUGAUCAAGAGCCGCACGAACAUGCGUCUGCGUCAGCAGUAGCAUGUAAAAGAAAGAGAAAGAGAGAAAAAGAGGAAUGAUUAUUAUUAUUAUUAUUAUUAUUAUUAUUAUUAUUCUUGUUUUACUCUGAUGCGUAUUCUUCAAAGGUGGCUGUUAAAAUCAAUAAUUCGAAAUCUCGAGUGUUACAAUUUUUUUCAAAUUUAAGAGGAUCAUUAAGUGCAUUACGGAAUUUGAGUAUGUAUUCGGGUAUAUCUCAAAAAGAAACAGCUCUCUUGAUACCAUGAACAGGUUUCCAUCAAAUGGCUUGAAUACUGAUGGAGAGCGUUUUCCAUUACAUACAGAAUAUUUAAUUCGCUAGCUGCCAAUCGUGUAAAUUUGUGUAUAAUCUAAAAAUAAAAAGUAGUGUUUAAAAGAAAUUAACACGCGAAUCUUAUAAAUAUAAAAAUUUCAAAAGGGGGGCUGACAACCACCGUAAAAUCAUAAUUUCUUUGGCACGAAUCAUAGUGAAUUUUAAACUUUAUAAAAUUCGUUGUAGAUUAAAAUAUUUUAAAGUGCUUCAAGUAUGGCUAUGCGAAGAAUAAUUGAUUAGCCGUCAAAAUUGAAGAAAAGUUUGAUAUGUGAUAUGAGCAUAACUUCCAAAUGGAAGUAAUAAAUACGAGAAGUAAGCAGAUCAACUAAUGCAAUAUCAGCGUUAAUAGUGAAGUACAAUGAACUCUCCUUAUUUUAUCACUAAGGAAAUACACCAUUUCCUUUUAAUACCGCGAUAUUUCAGUUUUACCUUAUGUGUAAUGGUAAAUGUGAUGGUCCUAAGCUGUUUACAAGGGCUAAGUGCAUAAUAGAAUUCAAUUGCGGAAUUAUAACAAAAAAACUAAUGAAUAUUUAAGAGUAUAUUUAAAAAUGCACCUGAAGGUGAUUACCAGUGACAAAAUAAUUAGCGAUUAAAGUCGAAAAAUGAUGUAACAAAGUUACUGUCCAUUGAUCAUGUUUCAAAGUAAUGUCAAGAAUAAAUAUAGUGAAGUGGUUUUUUAAUAACAAAAAAUCAAGUUAGUGAUAAUAUCUAACUAUAUUAGAACAAACAAAUUUAAUAGUUAUAAAAAAAUCUUGAAAUUGAAAACGAUUACUGCGUUUUUUGGAAAUAAAUAUACUUUCCCGUACUAUAAUAGUGUCUGCGAUGCAUUUACCGAUAAUAAUUGUAUUCGCACUUGAUCCCGAUGUCUUGGGCAGAAGUGAAGAAGUAACGACAGAUAAUAACACAAAAAGAUGAAAUUGUCAACGUUACAGACUUUACCAAUACAAACUCUUUGGUCUCUUCUCUCUUUCUCUUUCCUACCAACAAGCAGUUUUAACAAUUUACUUAUAAUAAAUCAUGCAUCACAAAACUGAAUGAAACUGUUUAUUCUUACGGAGAAACGCAUAAAAUAAAUUAAUGAAUGAAAAAUAAAAAGCAAAAGUUUAAUUGGAAAAGCAGCUUGUUGGUUAGGGAAGGAUAGCCUUUGAUUGUUUAAUUCAAGCUCUAUAAUUAAAUGUUCUCGUUAUGAUAAUCAAGUGCGCGACCAGUAAAAAGUGUCAUGUUAAGAAUAGUGAAACAAUUAACUUGUAGCAUGAUGACUGAAAAUAUGCUGAUGAAACAAAGAGAGAAAUCAAAGAGAAUAUUUGAUUUCGUUUUUGUUACUCCACGUACAUAAACAAUUGUAUGUAUUUCUUAGCGGAUGCCCGAGUCUCAUGAGGAUUUUGAAAAUGAAACAAUGUAAAAAAAUCGAGCGAUUAUUUUAAGUGUUGCACGCAUUGUUUUUGUUUUUGAGUGACGUAAUAAUCUGUCUAUAGGAUGGGCAGCACGCAAUAACUUAUCAUUUAUAGAAUUUCUUCCAAUUACAGCUCAUUUUUAUGUUAUUUUCAAUCAAUUAAUAUUUAAUUUGUGGAACUAUUUAGCUUAUUUACAUUAACAGUUACAUAUGAUUAAUUUGAUUAUACGAGUGCGUUCUGAAACAAGACUAAAAUUCUAUUCUUAUGAUUACUUCAAGAUGUACAAUUUUCAUAGGACAUAGAAUUCGAUUACCGAACUGAUUAACCGUCUAUUGAUUAAAAGCUAUUUAUGUUUAAGAAUGAUAAAUUCACUUUAUUUGCUCGUAGAUUUCUGAUUGAAAAUCAACUGGAUUCUAAUUAUCUUUAUAUCCUCUUCAUUUUUUAUAUGCAGUAUUAAAAUUUGGCAGCGUACGUAAAAUUUAUUUUUGAAAUAAAACUGAGAAAAACUUUGUUAUUGUAAGUGAUGCUUACAUAUUUAUAAAUAAACUUUUAACGUAUUCUUUUUUUAAUUUCCGUACUAUGGAUUGUAUAAUAAAUAUUAAUAGGCUUUUUAUUAAUAUUUUGUGCCCGCCGUUACUCAAGUUUGAUGGUGUUUGCGUGCGUUUUGCGUGGAAAACUCUACCGUUGCUAUUGUACUCUAACCAGUCAUGUAACUCAAUAUCUGCAAAAAAAUCGAUGCACAUACGUUUCUUUUAUUUUGAAGGAUACAAAGUAGCUUCCAUGCACAUUAUACAUUAAGUCUAAAACAAAUACAAUAUUGCAUAGCAUUACAGAAAUUGAGCAAAAAAUAUUAUCUUCCUGACAAAUUUGUAGAAAAGAGAGUCGAUGACUGACACUUUAAUAACGCUCGAGUUUUUCACCAUUGUUGGAUGUACAGUUAGAAAGUAAGUUGAGUUAUUUUGAAAUGAUCAAUAUGUAAAUCUGUUGUCAUUAUUAUUUUUUAGUUAAGUUUUAUAAGAUAACACCAUCACAAAACUUGUAAUAAUCGACUGAGCACAUGCCAAGUAAAUAAAAAAAAAAUGAAGAAAAUAAAAGUACGAAAACACUUUAACGAAAAUAAACGGUAAUUUAUUGCACGCGCAUCCUCAAAUCCUUCACCGGCUUGAAAUAACGCAACCAACUACGUAUACUUUUAAAUAAGCGCGCCGCCAAGAUGUUUUUGCGGAUCGAACGAAUAAGUAUAUUGCGAUAUACUCUGGCGAAGAAAUCAAAUUCGAACAAGACUGGUCUGACGCUGUAAUAUUUGUUGUCGUAUGUGUAUGACUGUGGGUAUGAGAUAACGAAGUUAGGACAAGGCUAUUUGUACAUGAUAAAAUGCACAAGAAUUGUGAAAAUAAUGUAAAGUGUGAUGAAAUUCGAAGAUGUAACUUCUUGUACCGCAACUCGUUUUUGUAAGCUUACAUCAUUUGUCGACUUUAAUUUUACUUUUCUCAUUCUUUUUUAUCAUUAUUAUUAUCAUUAUUAUUCUUGCUCCUAUGCUAAUCUAUUUUGUAGGGUUGCGUUAGAAUCUCAUUUUAGGGGUGUGAGUGUGUAUGUCUCGCGUUUGAGAGAGGAGCAUAUAAGAGUGAGCAAGCUAUAGAUAGCCAUCUUAAUUUUCCCAUAUUCUACGUUACUCUUGUUUCGCGUUUGUUCAUUUGAAAAAUUGUAUUCGAGUGAAAGAGCCACACUUUCGCUGCUAUUAUUUGUGAUUAAGUUUACCUGUAUCUCGCGUCAUCCAAGUUUUUUUCUAGCCAACACCGUUCGAUAUCUUCUUGUGUGUUAUAUUUUUUAUCGAUUGUUUGUUCACUAUGAUUUAUCCUAACCUUAGCAUUAUUAUCAACAAUGUUUGUCAUCGUCAUUGUAAAUGUUGCUUCGAUGAAUCGAAUGAUAUUGCGAUGGUUUCAUAUUUAUUCGGUACAGCUCAGUCUUAUUUUCAUGAAUUGUUCGAACACAGCUCCAUUCCAAUAAUCGUUUCUCGAAUCACAAUUCAUGGCCCGUUUUCACACGGUUUUUACUUUCACUUAGCCAGCGCAAGUGCUUGCCAUUAUUAUGUUAGUUGCCAUAGAUGACAAUGUUUUUUUCCUCGACUCUUCGCCUUUACAGCGUAUAAAUUUAUUAUGUAUGUAUAUUAACUUACGUAUUUCAACGUACAUAGGAAAUACGCGACAAUGAAUACUACAUCAAACACCACCCACACAAGUCACACAAACACACCAUACACAAUGGAAGUAUCUGGAUGAAAGCAUACCUCUACGUAUGUACUUUGUAAAUAAUUUGCUCAUUAUAUAUACAUAUGAUUAUAUAAAAGUAUACAUAAACGCAUUCAUUAUAUACAGCUAUGAUAGGAAAUACAUUAUUAUAAAUUAUACUAAU
Molecule: messenger RNA, 7968 nt
Organism: Phymastichus coffea
Lineage: Eukaryota; Metazoa; Arthropoda; Insecta; Hymenoptera; Eulophidae
Gene: FBXO11
Product: F-box only protein 11
Exons: 8
Coding region: 595-3495 (966 amino acids)
Biological process (GO): regulation of apoptotic process; ubiquitin-dependent protein catabolic process; protein ubiquitination
Molecular function (GO): zinc ion binding; protein binding
Source: RefSeq, a predicted model, not a curated record